AUGAAUUUCUCGUCGUAUUUCUUCUCCUCCUCCUCGUCGUCGGACAAGAAGUCGUCGUCGUCGUCGUCCAGCAAGCGCCGGCAGCAGCAGCCGGACGCCAACACGACGCGGUACCUGGGCGUGCGGCGGCGGCCGUGGGGCCGGUACGCGGCGGAGAUCCGCGACCCGGCCACCAAGGAGCGCCACUGGCUCGGCACCUUCGACACCGCCGAGGAGGCCGCCGUGGCCUACGACCGCGCCGCGCGCUCCCUCCGCGGCGCCCGCGCGCGCACCAACUUCGCCUACCCGGACCUCCCGCCGGGCUCCUCCGUCACCCCCUACCUCUCCCCGGACCUCACCUCGGGUGACAACGCCGGACAGCUCCUCCAGCCCUUCUACGCCGACCCCGCCGCGUCCCUGACGGCGGCCGCCCAGGCCGCGAACGGCGGCGGCGGCGCUGGGUUCGGCCUCGGCGCCGGCGGCGACUACGCCUCCUCCUACGGCUACAGCGCCGAGGACAUGUCCGCGCUGAUGGACGACCUCGCCAUACCCGACGACCUCCCCGCCGACGAUUACGGCGUCGACGCCGGCGGCGCCAUGGACCUGACCUCCGUGUACGGCGGCGCAAUCGGCGCCAGCAAUGCCAGCGCCGGCGGCGGCGGGGGCGGGUGGUGCGACGCGUCGGAGCUCAGCGCGUACGGCGCGUCGGCCACCGCCUCGCAUGGGGUCUACUUCGAGGAGGGGUACGUGCACAGCCCGCUCUUCUCGCCGAUGCCGGCCGCCGACGACGCCUGCGCCGACGGCUUCCAGCUCGACGGCUCCUCGUCGUCCUACUACUACUGA
Panicum hallii is the source of this 822-nucleotide messenger RNA. RefSeq names its product ethylene-responsive transcription factor LEP-like. NCBI's taxonomy places the organism in Eukaryota, Viridiplantae, Streptophyta, Magnoliopsida, Poales, Poaceae. Gene Ontology annotation, biological process: regulation of DNA-templated transcription. The transcript has a single exon. Gene Ontology annotation, molecular function: DNA binding; DNA-binding transcription factor activity. Bases 1 to 822 code for a protein of 273 amino acids. The record is from RefSeq and is a predicted model, not a curated record.